This is a messenger RNA of Chara braunii, 3627 nucleotides long. The record is from the annotation of a GenBank genome assembly. NCBI's taxonomy places the organism in Eukaryota, Viridiplantae, Streptophyta, Charophyceae, Charales, Characeae.
ACAAGCCGUCUCUCUACCGGUAGUGUUGAGUGAGUGGAUGAGUGAAUUGAGUGAUUGAUUGAUUGGCCGGCCGAUAACGAAGGUUGAUUAAGUGUCUAGACUUGAUUGGGUCAUUGAACUUUAAAGACGAAUAUUUUGGUAGAACGGCGCUGAUCCGACCCGAUUAUUAAGUACAUAUGUACUCAUAAAAGGGCGGGAAAGGAUCGAGCUGGCUAGAUUUGUACAUAGAUAGUCAACAGGAGAGGGCUUUUUUUUCCUGUUUUGGAUGCCGGGAAGUUGCUUUCGACUCUGUGGGUGGUGGCGCGGCGGGGGGACUACGCGCGGGAAGAGGAGGUUGAAGGAGUCGUCUGCCCAAUGCAGGCAGGCCGUGCCCGAAGAACGGGGAAGCUGUUCAGCCCCGACGAGCAUUGUUGCAAGUCUGCCACGUGGCAACAGCGGGUUGAAGCAGGUGAAGAAUGCAUCAGGAACGGUGCAAAGAGGAAGCGAGAAUAACGAAGAGUUAGGUAACGGGAGAGGAAGAGGAGGAGGAGGAGGAGAAGGAGGAGAAGGACGAGGAGGAGGACGCGAGAAUAACGAAGAGUUAGGUAGCGGGCGAGGAGGAGGAGGAGGAGGAGGAAAGCGCGAAAAGAAGUCGGUAAUGAGUUCUGCUGCGGAUAUGGCAGACUUCCACAACAUGGACAGAGAGACACUUGGCAAGAUGAGAGAAGUAGGAGAUGAAGUAACCCGAGGUGGAGAAACCGCAGGAACCGCCUCCUUGUCGUCGUCGUCAUCGUCCUCAUCCUCCUCCUUUUGUUCUGCUCUAUCGAGCGCGCGAUUGCAACGGCCUGGGAACACGUUGGAUGCUGACGUGUCGGGCUGUCUUGUCCGGAAUGAUGAUGUCAACGACGAAAGCAAUCGCGGCCUCAAAGACGGAAGGGAUCGCGACCUAAAUUCCCUCAGAGAUGGAGUCCCAGGGGGACAACAACUGGAGCAACACAAGUUGCUCGGUGAUGCAGCAGCAGUAGGAGGUAUCAGGACCGCCGGCGAACGAGUCGAACGAGGCAACGACGAUGGUGAAACGAUAUUGCUGAUCGGUGAAGAUGCUAUGAGGAAUAGCAAUAUGGGUGAAGAUGCUAUCAGGAAUAGCAAUUUCAUUAGCCGCCUUGACGACGACAGCCUAAUGCAGGUGUUGAGGUUGUUGGAGGCAGAAGAUCUGGCGCGAGCGACAGCUGUUUGUCGCACGUGGCGGCGAGUUGUGUUGAGUAUGGAGUUGUGGGCGAAGUUGUGCGGCAAUUUAAUCCUUCUGCCGAACAUCUUGAGGGUAGAGGACUGUAGUCACACGAGCAUGUCUGGGGCGUCGUCGCUCGACGAAGCCGAAGAUCUAAUCUCGAUGGACAUAGAUCAUCAUCAUCAUAAUCAUCAUCAUCAUCAUAAUCAUCAUCAUCAUCCUCAUCAUGAUUACUCGGAUCAUGGGGACGACGAAGAAGAUGAAUAUCAUGAACAUCAUCAACAUCAACAUCAACAGCAUCAUCAUCAUCAUCAUCAUCAUCAUGGCCAAGACAACGGUAAUCAACCAGAGGAAGACGAAGAGGAAGAGGGAGGAGGGAAUGGGGAGAAUGAAAGAGAAGGGGGGGUGCGGAGGCAGGUGCCACAUGGUCAACGUCGCUGUCAUCAUUCUGUGAAUUGCCAGCAUCAUGAGAAUGAGCACAGGCAGCGGGACAGGGAAAUGCAGAGCGAGGGGGGGGGGGAGGGGGGGGAGGAAGAUCCUCCUCCUCCUCCGCUGACCCCUGCCCGCCAGGAUGAUCAUGAAGAGACGGGGGAAGAGAGGAGGAGUGGAGAGGAAGGGAUAGAAAACGGAGCGGAGUGUCAUUGUCAUCAUCACCAUCAUCACCAUCAUUGCCAUCAAGACCAUCAUCAGCAGCAAGCACAAAACGACGAGGAAACUGAAGAAGAAAUGGAGGAGGAUGCAUUAGGAAACACUCGUCAUCACCAUCAUCACCAUCCUCUUCCUCCUGCUCAUCAUCAUCACCAUCAUCACCAUCAUCCUCCUCAUCUCCAUCAGCAUAACCAUCAUCAUCACCUUCAUCAUCACCAUUGCAAUCAUGAAUGCGCGCACGAUCAUUCUUAUCCUCACUCUUCUGACGAAGAGAGGGAGGAGUCCCCGCGGCGGCGGUCGCAGAGGGAAAGAGAAGAGGCGGAGCGAGAGGAGGGGGAGAAUGAGAGGGAGCCGGCUGCUGACCCAGACGGCGGCGAACAGAACCUAACGGCACCAAACGGAGCCAGACGGGAGAAUGAGAGAGUACCUAGGGAAGUUGACGACGUAGCGAUAGGGAGUCGACGGGACCCAGGCGGGCCCAUACGGACCCAGACGGAGCUACCAGGAGUCAAACGCACCCAGAGGGAGUCAAACGCACCCAGACGGACCCAAACGGACUCAAACGGAGCGAGCAGAGGGAGUCAAACGAACCCCCCAGACGGAGCCAGCGGAGGGAGUCGAACGAACCCAGACGGAGCCAGCAGAGGGAGUCAAACGGACCCAGACGGAGCCAGCAGAGGCAGGCAAACGGACCCAGACGGGUCGAAGGAGAGGUCGAGAGGGAAAGGGAUUGAGAAAGAUGCAAAUCAGCAGCAGCAGGAGGAGGAGGAGGAGGAGGAGGAGGGGAGAGGCAAGCGCGGGAAAGUGGAGAGAGAGGACUGGAUAGAGCCCUCUCCCAUGUCUAGAAUGUUCAGCUUCUUAUGCAGCCUGCUACCUCUUUCCUCUGACACACUCACCGAAUUUAGGCCCCUCGCAAAUCGCAUCCGUAAGGGCAUCUGGGCGUCCAGUACAGAUAACUACCCUGACGAGGGGGUGCAAACAACCCUAAGUCCAAUCAAGGCUGAUUAUUGGUCCUCCGCGGGUAGUAACGACCUCGAUGCCCCAGAGAACCUGUUGUAUGAGAUGAAGUCUCCCGUGUGCCUGAUCCAUCAGAUCUACGUGCGGCCGUUCCGAGCCGUCUUCCAGGAUGGCAAUCCCAUCUACUCGUCGAGAUCGGUGCGCUUCCACUUCGGAUACUCGCGGGAACUUCAGCGAAAGUUCGAAGAGAAAGCGCAGCUUGUGCACCCAGCUGUCAUACGUCGGGUGUUCCCUUCCUCCUCCUCCUGCUCUUCUUCGACAGCCACGAUUCGAAUGAAUGAUGGCCAAUCGAGCUGUGACAAAAAGAAGAAGGUGAUGGUGAACCGAGGAAGAGGAGGAGGAGGAGGAGGAGGGGGAAGAGGGGAUAGGGAGAAGGGGAAGGAGAAGGUGGAGGGGAAGGAGGGAGGAGGGGACGGGGGGGAUAGCGAUGAGGAGGAUCCUGAUGUAGUGGAUGACUUCGUCUGGACGUACACCUCACCGGUGUAUCCAAUGGAGCAGAGGGAUGCCUUGCAAUGCUUCCAGCUGCCAAAACCGGUGUUGUGUGUGGGGGGUCUGCUUCGUGUCGAGUUGAUGGGACGGGUCCAGGUUCAAGACAAUGAUCAGCUGUAUUACAUAUGUAUUGGGAAAGUAAUGGCCAGAGGGAGGAGUGUUGGUAGGCAUUGCAAGCACCUACUUAACAUUGUGUAAAUGUUCAAACGAUCACCUAACUGAUUCACAUACGCUUGAUUAAUGUGUAUUCUCUGCCUAUACAAACU